Seminavis robusta is the source of this 1246-nucleotide messenger RNA. The record is from the annotation of a GenBank genome assembly. NCBI's taxonomy places the organism in Eukaryota, Bacillariophyta, Bacillariophyceae, Naviculales, Naviculaceae.
GAUUCGAUUAAAACCAGGACUCCAAGUCCCGAAAGGCGUCAUCCCAUCAAAUUUCAAAGAAAGCAACCACCGCCACCGACCAUCAAAAGAUCACAGAAAAGGGCAUUAGUUCCAUUGUUCCAUUAUCCAAAGGUUAAAUCAAAAUAGGAAUUCCUGGAGAGAGUGUAUUACAUAGAAGGACAACGAAACCAACAACAUGAUGCUUCACGAGACUGUCAAGCUCUUCUGGCCGAUUUUUGCCUUGGUGGCAGUGGCUUCACCUGCCAUGGCCUUUGCUCCGGUCAGUACGGCUACCCAAGGAUACCCCACGAAAAUCACUGUGUCAGAAAAACAACCAUCCAAAACCUGUCUUUACGCCAGCUUGGCAUCUCGUCACUAUACUCGUUCCUCUGGUCGCAAUGAACGAUCCAAACGACAAGAGCGCGUGGGUCAUCUGGUCCAAUUCGAAGUGGGAAGGAUUUUGCAUACCGGAAUUAUCCGAGGUGAUGCCGAAUAUUUGGAAGAUGAAUUGCGACAACGCAUCAGUGUCGUGAGUGUCGAUGUUUCACCGGAUUUGAAACAAGCCAGGAUAUCUGUGUCGAUUCGAGGGGCCACAUCCAACAACAAAGAAACUAUGGAAUGGGAAGGAGAGGAAUUUUUGUUGGAAGAUGAGGAGGAAUUGGAGGAUGAGGAAGAAGAGGAAUUUUUGGAAGACGACGAUGAUGAUGAGGAGGAGGAUGCAUUUGACAACAAUGCCAUUGUCGACAAACGAAGAGCCUAUGCCUGGUUGGUACGCAACACCAAACCCAUUCGUCACACCUUGGCCCAACGAAUGAGCCACAUGAAAGCCUGUCCCAGUUUGACAUUUGUGCAGGUAGAUGUGGCAGCGGCCACAGAUGUCAUGUACCUCAUUGAUAAAGUCGCCCAGGGAUACAAGAGAGAACGCAUUGGCGAUUACAAUGAAAAUAUUGUGCCUACAGGUAUUGUGAGGGGUAUCGAUUUUGAUGAAGACUAUGACGAGGACGAUUGGGAAGAAGAAGAAGAUAGCAAGUUCUUUUCCAAUUAAUACUGUAAUUUAUUUUUGAAUAGAUUAAUGUAAUCUAUCCAGGAAGAAAAUCACGAGCAACAGUGACAUGAUCGGGACGACCUCACGAUGAUGAUCAAGGAAAGGCGCCUUGCAACAACCAACGGCAUCACUUCAGUCUCUCACCAACCUAACCUCAACGAUUCCGGUUAAAAAAAAAUUCCUGUGGGGAUCUCUUGGGUC